This is a messenger RNA of Hypomesus transpacificus, 6101 nucleotides long. RefSeq names its product aggrecan b (gene acanb). The transcript has 18 exons. Gene Ontology annotation, biological process: cell adhesion. NCBI's taxonomy places the organism in Eukaryota, Metazoa, Chordata, Actinopteri, Osmeriformes, Osmeridae. Gene Ontology annotation, molecular function: hyaluronic acid binding. The coding region runs from base 112 to 4092 and encodes 1326 amino acids. The record is from RefSeq and is a predicted model, not a curated record.
UCUUUCUGCUCUCAGCACAUGCGGGAGAGGCACACUGUCGGAACUCAUACAGACUUGGCUCUCAAGUUGGAGUCACCGACACCAGGAGCCUCAACACAUCAACGGUAAACCAUGGUCAUCUUACCAUUUCUGUGUGUGUGUCUUCCCUUCAUCACUGCAACAAUAUCCUUUGAAAACCCUGAGGAUCUUGAUGGCACGUUGAGUGUUAGCAUCCCUGAAGAGGUGCCACUGCUCCCUCUUCUGGGCGGCAAAGUGGUGGUGCCCUGCUACUUCCAGGACAACACGGUCAACGACCCUGGCGCCCCAACCCUCGCCCCCCUCUCUCACCGCAUCAAGUGGACUCAUGUCACCAAGGACAAGGUCACCCUCAUCCUGGUGGCGUCGGAAGGGAAAGUUCACGUAGAGACGGAGUAUCUGGACCGGGUCACAAUGGUGAAUUAUCCAUUGGUGGCGACCGAUGCCACCAUGGAGUUGACGGAGCUUCGUGCCACUGACUCAGGCAGUUACCGCUGUGAGGUCAUGCAUGGCAUUGAGGAUAGCUACGACUCUGUGGACGUCACUGUCCAAGGUAUUGUGUUCCACUACCGAGCCAUUUCUACUCGUUACACCCUAACCUUUGAGAAGGCCAAGGCUGCGUGUAUCCAGAACAGUGCCACCAUCGCCACACCUGCCCAGCUCCAGGCCGCCUUUGACGAUGGUUAUCACCAGUGUGAUGCCGGCUGGCUCUCUGAUCAAACUGUCAGGUACCCUAUCCAUGAACCGAGAGAGGGAUGUUUUGGAGACAAAGAGGACUUCCCAGGUGUGAGAACCUACGGAGUGAGAGAUGUCAACGAGACAUAUGAUGUGUAUUGUUUCGCCGAGAAGAUGUCAGGCAGAGUGUUCUACUCCAUGUCAGUGGAGAAGUUCACCUUCUACCAAGCUGGCGACCAGUGUGCCAAACUUGGCGCCAGUCUCGCCACCACAGGCCAGCUCUACCUGGCAUGGAAGGCUGGCAUGGACGUAUGUAAUGCAGGCUGGCUGGCAGACAGGAGUGUUCGCUAUCCCAUCAACAUUGCCAGGCCCCAAUGUGGAGGAGGCCUACUAGGAGUGAGGACAGUCUACCUGCACCCCAACCAGACAGGCUAUCCCUACCCAGACUCACGCUAUGAUGCGGUCUGCUUCAGAGAAUUAGAAGAUAAUGCAGUCCUGACGACGCCCUUCCCCGACAUCAUCACCAUGACUCCAAGCCCUGUGGACUACCCGGCACGUUCCACAACACCUGAUGGGGAGGCACGGGGAGAGGUGGCCACCCAGGCCCCAACUGACACCAGCACAUUGGAACAACCUCUCCCCAUCCCCUCCAGUGUCAUCGAUACUUAUAUAAAGGUGACGCCAGUGAUAGAACAGGAGGUCAGCAUGGCCACAGUCAGACCAGAUCUGGGACGGGAGCUUCCCCGUGAGAAUGAUACUUCCAUGGCUCCCACAGGUGUGGUGUUCCACUACAGGGCAGGCUCAAGCCGUUAUGCUCUGUCUUUCGUUGAGGGCCAGCUGGCCUGUCAAAGUGUGGGGGCUAUCAUCGCCAGCCCCCAGCAACUCCUGGCAGCCUACAAGGAUGGCCUACACCACUGUGAUGCUGGCUGGCUCAGAGACCAAACUGUCAGGUACCCAAUUGUGUCCCCCAGAGAUAAGUGUUCAGGUAACCUGGAGCAUCUCCCUGGAGUGAGAUCGUACGGCCUAAGGCCUUCUGAUGAGCGAUAUGAUGUCUAUUGCUAUGUUGAGCGCCUCAAGGGUGAGGUUUUCUACACAAGUGAUUAUGAUAGCUUCUCCUACGAUGAGGCAGUGUCUCACUGUCAGAAACUCAAUGCCACCUUGGCAUCCACUGGCGAACUCUAUGCUGCCUGGAAGCAGGGCCUGGACAAGUGUCGUCCUGGCUGGCUGGCCGACCGCACUGUCCGCUACCCUAUCCGCCAACCCAAGGCCCACUGUGGAGGAGGCAAGGCUGGGGUACACACCAUCUAUGCCUACCCCAACCAGACAGGCCAUCCAGACCAGCAUUCCAGAUACGACGCCUACUGCUUCAGAGCUGAGCGCAGAGUACUUCACAAUGACACCAGUGUCAAUGAGACUCUAGUAGUGGUGGAUGAGGAAAAAAUCAACAUGACGACGAGUAUUGAUCAAUUGACACCUGUCAUUCCUAUUGUACCUCCAGUCUCUGUUGACCUGUCUGGCUCAGGCUCAGCAGAGCAGUCAGGCAGUGGCAGUAGCAGUGGCAGUGGCAGUGGAGCUGGUGGUCCUAGUGGGGAUUCAUUUGGGGGUUUUGAGACCAGUGGGGAAGGAUCUGGCUCAGGCAUCCACAUCACUCUCAGUGGCGACCAACUGUCUGGAGAGGCUUCUGGUUCUGAGGGGCCCCAGGAGGGGAGCUCCAUCAUCUACAACACAAAGGUAGACUCUGGGGACUGGGAGUCUAGUGUUGGGGAAGAGGAGAAACCUGGGUUCAGUGGGUUCCCCUCCGGUGUGGGUCCCCAUUCUACUAGUGGCAGUGGUGACAUCAGUGGUGACCUCAGUGGUAGCGGAGAGUCCACAAUCAUCAUGGUGGACGGGGAGACGGUCGACCUUUCUACUAAACAACAGCCCACCCAGCAAGAAUUGGGAAGAGGGAGCGUGGACCUGAGUGGAUCAGGGGGCAUGUCUGGGUCAGGGACCAGCGGCUUCUUCAGUGGCUCUGGAAUCCCAGUCAUAUCCUUUGUUACUCCCACUCUUGUCGACCAGACGACUAGAGCAUCAGGCGAGCAGGAAGUAUCUGGUUUCCAUCACAUGGGUUCUGGUUUUCCGAGUGGCUUUACAUCUGGGGAUCCAUCUGGCUACGCAUCAGGGACCCCCUCUGAAGAUGUUUCGCAACCCCGUGGGGAUGUUGUCUUCCUGCCGGAGGAUGGGAUGAUGGAGGUAAAUGUGCGGCCUUCCGAUCGUCUUCCAGAACAGGGACGUGGCCAGGUGGACCUCAGUGGCGAUGGUAGUGGUCCAGGGUUCUAUGAAGUGAGUAGUACUUGGGAUCACCAUGCUUCAGCCAAUGGGGAGCUUUCCCGGAGAGAUCCUACAGCCGAAGGAAUGUCUGUUGUCCUGCCCCCAGGUUCUACAUUCCCUUCUCCAGAAUAUAUUGCCAACCAAGAAAAUUUAACUAAUGUAGAGGAAAAGCUACCGCAGCUAGAUCUUGAAGGGCUGGCUGGGCCCACGGAGGAGAUUUAUGUCACCUCUCCCUCAUCCACUUACUCCAGUCCUACCACCGCACCUGCUGUCUCACAAGUGACACCUGCUGUUGUGCAGCAACCUGCCACUGAAGACGCAUCUCCUGACCCCUGUGAACCUAAUCCGUGUGGAGCUGGUACCUGUUCUGUGCAUGGUGAUAUUGCAGUCUGUCAGUGUCCACAUGGAUUUACUGGAGAAGACUGCAAGACACCAACGCAGGGCUGUGCAGAAGGCUGGGUGGAAUUCAUGGGAAGCUGCUACCUUCACUUUUCUGAGAGGGACACCUGGGGUGUGGCUGAGCAUCGCUGCCAAGAGCUCAACUCUCAUCUGGUCAGCAUCACUUCACAACAGGAGCAAAACUUUGUCAACUCUAAUGCCCAGGAUUACCAGUGGAUUGGACUAAAUGAUAAGGACGUGCAGAAUGAGUUUCGCUGGACAGACGGGAGUCCCCUGCAAUUUGAGAACUGGAGGCCAAACCAACCAGAUAACUACUUUGACUCAGCGGAGGACUGUGUGGUAAUGAUCUGGCAUGAAGAAGGCCAGUGGAAUGAUGUACCCUGCAACUACCACCUGCCCUUCACCUGCAAGAGUGGACCUGCCAUGUGCUCUUGGCCUCCUGAGGUAGAAAAUGCCAAGCCUAUGGGCAAUAGAAGAGACCGUUACCCAGUCAACUCUUUAGUCCGCUAUCAGUGUGACUCUGGCUUCACACAGCGCCAUCUACCUGUUGUACGCUGCCUGCCCGACGGCCGGUGGGAGGAGCCACAAGUGGAGUGUAUAGGAUCUGGCACCACAAGCAACAGACUACACAAGCGGUCCAUCAGGAGGCGGUCUAAAGCGGUCAGCAGUCAAUCAUGGAGGAAGCUCCUUUAAUUAGGGAGUGAAAGGACACACUAAAGAGAACCUGAAGGACCGCUCUUGUAAAAUACCUGAUACCCCAAAACAUUUUUGUAUGACUAAAAAAGGAUAACACUCCCACCAUGUACAUAAACAACAAAGCACAUUACAGCUUGAUUUUGUAGUCCAUCUGACUGGCAUUUUGGUCUUUGAGCGUCACUCAGUGCCUUGUAGGGAUAUGUGGGAAGUCUUUUGUUUACUGUAGUGGAAUGUUCUGUUUGUGGUUGUGUUCAACUGUUGAAGGCUAAUGAUUUGGAGGGAGAAUGUAGUGGUAUCGAUGUAAAGUAUAAAACUUGGUGGUAGUAUACAUAAUAGUGUACUAUAGACAUAGGGAAUGUUUUGGCAAACUCCAUUCCACCAGGUGGCACUUUAUACACCUUCAUUAACAUAGAUGGGUCCAAAACUUCAAUACGACACUUCAAAAUAGAUAAAGACUAUUACGAUUUUUUGAUUUAUUUGGGGUUUAUUUAUUCAGGAACUACUUUGGGGUUGGGGUGAGGGGGCGUCUUUUCCAAGGCACUAGAGUGACACUGAGAGUCAAAAACAGAACAAAAUUAAGUGUUUGGGAUUACAGCUGGAUACUCUGAAGUCAAGCACAUUGCUAUGUAGAUCUUUAUUAUAUCAUUUAGGAUAUUUUUCUAUUUUUGUUUUAAUUUGAGACUUUUUAGGGUGGGCACUUAACCCUGUAAGACCCGAUUUAAAAUUUCAACAUCACCUUAAAUCUCCAAAAAACUUUUUUCGUGAACAACGACAUUUACAUAACCAAUGGGUCCUAUAGUCUUGCCUUCCAAUGCUAUUGGAUACAUUUGGUCUUUCAAAAAAAAAGAAAUUAGCAAUUAAAGAGCUAAAGAUGACGUUGUAAUUUUACAACAAGGGGUCUUACAGGGCUAAGGCCAGACAUAGGGAUCACACAUCUGUGUGAUGAGACAGAAUAAGGGUGGUGUUUCCAACUGAUGAACAAAGUGUGUCAACAUAUGCAUGAUUAUACACUAUAAUGCCAAUCCAUCAACCGGGUUCUGGGGUUGCCAUAGCUCAAAUACUUGGAAUCAUCUAAAACUGGAUCAAUUCUGCACAUGGGUGAUUGGCUAGUAAUGCUAUCCGUAGGGAGAGCCAGGUAACUACUGUAGCCAAAAACAGUUGUGACCUACAUUAACAAUCCAUGAACUUCUGUACUCGUUUACAUUUCUCAAGUCAUUUUGUACCGACCACAUUCUACCAUGUCAAUGAGCUAUUGUCUGUCUAACAAGGAUAAUGUUCUAUAAUAAUUAUUUGUCUAUCUAUAACUUCACUCUGAACAGCGGGAUCUGUGAUUGACUUACAUAGAGAUCAGACACAAAGUGGCACGUUUGUUAGGGGACUCUUCUAGCAAACCUAUCUUACUUGCAACCUGCAAGUGUCUAUCCUGACUUAGUGGUGUUUUACCAAUAGUCGAAAAAUCUCUGUGCCAAAUGUGACAAGGCAAAGAGCAAAUGUGACAAGGCAAAGAGCAAAUGUGACAAGGCAAAGAGCUCUGAAGCACUCGAGAAUUGAUAGCCCUUAAUCAAACAAGCUGUGAAUACAGUUAUAUGGACAAAGGCGGCAACACACACACACAUAUAACACAGCAUUUGAGCUCAGUAUACUUCAACAUGAUGCUUGUAAAAGGUUUAUAUCAAAGAGGUCGGCACACACAUACACACGAGGCCAUUAACCUAAAUACAUGACAGAAUAAGUCACAGAAACAAUGAAUUACAAUUAUUGUGUAUUUUGGCCUUACUACUUGUAAAUGUGUGUGUGGGAACGUGUUAGCUACAUGUUGUGUGUCAAUGUGUGUGUUAUGGUUAGAGUAUGUAAGUGUUUUUGGACUGUAAGUUCUGCAGUCAAAGACUGUACUUUACAACAAACUAAAUGUGUAAGGUUGAUACCUAAGAUGGUGUGGUUUUGGCAAGAGAUCUUAAUAAAAAAUAAUUUAAAAAGAUCAAAUAACACCUGAAAACUUCCUAUAU